Ornithorhynchus anatinus (platypus) is the source of this 5851-nucleotide messenger RNA. It is a transcript of the gene RTN3, whose product is annotated as reticulon 3. The coding region runs from base 158 to 3337 and encodes 1059 amino acids. The transcript has 9 exons. NCBI's taxonomy places the organism in Eukaryota, Metazoa, Chordata, Mammalia, Monotremata, Ornithorhynchidae. Gene Ontology annotation, cellular component: postsynaptic density; neuron projection. Gene Ontology annotation, biological process: endoplasmic reticulum tubular network formation; brain development; neuron differentiation. The record is from RefSeq and is a predicted model, not a curated record.
CAGUUGCGCCUCUCCCGCCCUUCGGAGCCGUCGCGCCCCUCAGGUUCAGUCAGUCGCUGUCCGUCCUUCGAGCGACGGCCACGCGUGGAGCCGCUCUUCCAUUUGUCUUUUCCUCCCCUCUCCCCUAUUUGUCCCCACCCUUCGGGUCCGUGAGACCAUGGCCGAUCUGGCGGCAGCCACCCAAUCUCCCUCCAUCUCGUCCUCCUCCGGGACCGACCCCGCCGUGCCCGGCAGCGGGGGCAGCAGCCCCGGGGUUUGCCCCGCCCUUGGGGGGAAGAGCUGCGCCUCCUCUUGUGCGGAUUCCUUUGUUUCUUCUUCUUCCUCUCAGCCUGUAUCUAUAUUUUCGACCUCCCAAGAGAGAAUGAGUUCUCUCUAUUCUAAGACACCUUCAGAAAUUAAGACUUCCUCUCUUCCUUCAUCUUCUGAAAUUCCUACUGUUCCAACAACAUUAGCUGGGGAAAAAAGCAAAGCAUUGAAUGACCAGUCUGCUUUACCAAAGGAAGGAAAAGAUUCCAAUGCUGCUCUAGAGAGUAAAAAACCAGAACAUUUUCAAGAGGCUGGUGCAGGCUCGGGAACUGGUCCUCCAUCUUUUGGAUCUUCCAGCGUAAAAGAAUCUCCAUUUUCUGUUGGAACAGAUGUUCAUUGUAACCGUCCAUCCAUUCCAACCAGUUUUCCUGAACACACUACCUUUCUUGCAAAGGAAACUGGGGAAGCACACCACGUAAACAAGGGCCAAGACUUGAAGAACCAAACAAAGAAACCAACUAAGGAUGACAAAGCUGCGUCUGAUGAUGAUGAUGCCAAGUUUACUUUGCUAAUGGACCAAAAAUCACAUGAUGAGCCAUCUAUGACGGGAGGUGUUUAUUCACAUUCCUUAUCCCCGUCGGAAAUUGCCGGUGUGACCAAUAUUGAAAAAGAUUCCCCUGAAUCACCCUUUGAAGUCAUAAUUGACAAAGCAGCAUUUGACAAAGAGUUUAAGGAGUCUUACAAGGAGAGUGCCAAUGAAUUUGGUAGCUGGGCCAUGCAUAGUGACCGAGAGUCACCCACAGACAUUCCAACUGGUAAUAGAGUAUUUCCAACAAGAAGCCAGGAGGAAGGGCGGUUUCCAACUUCUGCAUUGCUCACCCGCCAGUUUUCACGUACAACUGCUGCCCUCGAAGAGGUUUCCAGGUGUGUGAGUGACAUGCACAACUUCACAAAUGAAAUGUUAACCUGGGAUUUAGUGCAAGCACAACAGCCCGAAAAGCCUUCCGACAAAGUUACAGUGACUUCGGGAUUAGUUGUAGACGAGUGUGAGUCAGAAAUCCCUGUCAUAAAUCCUAGAACUUCCCCUCAUCAGAAAAUUUCAGUCUCUUCCAGAGAUGGAAGUGGUUCCCUCCCUGAAUCAGUGGGUGAUCUGGCAGGAGUAGCCCCCAUCUGGGAACGUGCCAUUGAUAAAAAAGCUUCCCCAACCCACCUGGGUGCCACAAAGGGAAUACAUGUUGAACCUGUGGCUGAUAACGUACAGAAGAUAGGCGGCGUGCUUCCAGAGUUACCAGGAUCUCAAUUUGAGAAAUGUACAUCCUCAGGUCCUGUGGGGGUAGUUCCUGUGAAGGAGGCUUUACCUGAUGAUUACCUGAAGGGCGAUGCAAAGUGGCAGAACUCUGGGCAGGUGGAAGUGACAGAAGCUGAUAGCUCUGGUGAAUCUGAUGAUACUGUCAUAGAAGAUAUUGUAGUUGACACAUCGUUUGAAAGGGAGAAAAAAGAAUCUGAGAAGGUUUUAUUCCAAACUGCAGAUAGGGAUAUGAUCCAGGGACAAAAAGUUAUGUCUGUUCCAAGUUCUAUUAUAGAGGCAGAUGAGAAGAAAAUCAAAGAGUCGAAGAAACCCGAAGACCUCGGAGAGUCUGUAAAUGACUUUGAAACUCCAGAGACCCAGCCUGCCGUUCUUGUGGGCAGUCCACUCGGUGAGGCCACAUUUCCAAAAGCAUCUGCAGUAAGUACAGCAUCGAAAGAUGUGAAACAGAUCAUUCCUAGACAACCUGUCCAAAUGGAGCCCUCCAGAUUUUCUCCAACCAAAAUUCAAGUGAAAGAGCUAAGAGAGUUAGCAGCUCCACGGUGCCUGGAUUCAUUUCAUGAAGAAAAACUGGGAGGCUUCAUGAGGGAGAGUCCGAAUUCUAAGAGAGGAGACUCAACAGAAGUCCUAGGAGCACUUCCAGGAAUCGAGAUAAAGGAAAGUGCAGCCAAGGUUGAGGUGAAUACCUUUGGAGCACCCCUGGGAAAGGGACCAAAUUCAAAAACAGCCCUUCCCAUGGAAGCGAUCCAUGAAGGUGAGCCAGAUGAUAUGGAAGUCAGAGGCAAAGAGAGCACAUUCUCUAUUGAAAGCCAAAGAAAAAAUGACAGUGGACUCCAGAAAUUUCCUACUGGAGGCACACCAGUGACCUCUCUAGAUUUAGAACAGGAACAACUCACAAUCAAGGCCCUUAAGGAAUUAGGUGAAAGAUCAGAACUUCCCCAAGAGGAUAUAGGAGCCCCACAAGAAAAAGAAAGACUCAUACCAACUUCAACAAAUUUGGCCACUUCUGUGUUUGCUCCAGAAUCUACUUGGCCAAAGAGUUCACGUGAUAUCCCAGAACAAACAGAUAUGAAGGCUACCUCUGGUCCAGACCUUGGGGGUACUAAAGAGCCUUUUGUUCCCAAAGAGGUUACCCAGGUAGAAAUGACAGCCAACUCUAGCAAGACCGAACUGGUAAAUGAGCAUGCCCUAACAAGACUUCUGACCAAAUUCUCAGUGCAUGACCUGAUUUUCUGGCGGGACGUGAAGAAGACCGGGCUUGUCUUUGGCACUACACUGAUCAUGCUCCUCUCCCUGGCGGCCUUCAGCGUCAUCAGUGUGGCUUCUUACCUCAUCCUGGCUUUUCUCUCUGUCACCAUCAGCUUCAGGGUCUACAAGUCUGUCAUCCAAGCUGUACAAAAGUCAGAAGAGGGUCAUCCGUUCAAAGCCUACCUGGAUGUGGACAUUGCUCUCUCAUCAGAGGCUUUCCAUAACUAUGUGAAUGCUGCUAUGGUACACAUCAACAGGGCGCUCAAACUCAUCAUCCGUCUCUUUCUGGUGGAGGAUCUGGUUGAUUCGUUGAAGCUAGCUGUAUUCAUGUGGUUGAUGACCUAUGUCGGUGCCGUUUUCAAUGGGAUUACCCUUCUGAUUUUAGCCGAACUGCUGAUUUUCAGUGUUCCAAUUGUCUAUGAAAAGUAUAAGACACAGAUCGACCACUAUGUCGGCAUUGCCCGGGACCAGACCAAGUCAAUUGUUGCAAAGAUCCAAGCGAAACUCCCUGGCAUCGCAAAGAAAAAGGCAGAAUAACCAUUUGGAAGCCAGAAAUCCAGCCGUUACUAAAACACCAUUUAAUAGUUAUAACCUUCGUUACUUGUACCUAUGAAGGAAUAUGCUCAGUGUCAGCUUGAGCCUGCAUUCCAAGCUUUUUUUUAAUUUGGUACAUUCUUCCCUUCCUCACCCUUUCCCCCGACCAACAUCGAGCACAAGAACAUACUGGACUGAAAAUAACUGAUGUCUUAGAAACUGAAAGAAUAAAGAGUGAUUACAGUUUGUGCGAUGAACCGGUACCUCCAAGGGUGGUGGGGUUUGGCCUCGAGUUUGAACGAGGGAAAGAUGGGAGGCGGAGUAAGGCAGGAAAUGAAGGAAGGUAGCGUGGAAAAAUGCAUCUUCCCUCUACCUGGCUGCCUCGGACCUCACACCUUUCUCCCACCACUGGCCUUCAGCCCAUCUCCCAUUAUAGUUCAGUCUUCAAAAUUUGGUUACGGGAGACCAGAUUGCUUUUGAUGGACUUUGGAAGAGAACGAGUGUGGAGGUUAGGAGGACAAAUGGCUUUCACUUGUCCUCCUACCUGUCGAUCUUUUUAGAAUCCUCUGACUCACCUCUGUGCCCCACAAGUGCAAAACGAAUGGAAACUGUCCACUCUACACAGUGCCGUCGUCUCCCUCUAUCCCCGUUGGAAAAUGGAAGCUUCAGUUCUGUUUUAGGACUCGCAAGUGAUAGCGUGCUUUCUCAACAUAAUGGCAAAGGAGAAUGGUGCCUGAAAGGAAUCCAAAAUCGGAGCAACCGCCUCCCUGUCACACCUUCUCCCAUUGCCCAAAAGCAAAAUAACCCCUCCACACACACACACACACACUCCCGCCCACCGUUGGAGAAGUAGGUGUCUGCUUUACUUCCUCGACACCAGUUCCAAGCUUUCGUCUGGUAACUCAUUCCUGCAGUGUGCUUUUCUCCCUUUAUCCCACCUCACCUCAAGUUUAAUAAGGUUGUACUUUUCUUAUUAUGAAAUAAAAAAUAUGUCUGUAACUGCUGUACACUGCUGUAAACCUGUUAGAGAAAAAAACGUAACUGCAUGUGGACUCUUCAGUCGUUGUAAUUCUAUCUCAGUCCAAGGGCGGGGGGCGGGGGGAUCCUUCUUAGAAGGUGAACUACAGAAACAUAAGAUCCAUGCUACAUUUUCCCUUACCCUUUCUCUCCCCUACUUCUUCCCUCAUGUACUGCCCCACCUACUUCCACCUGCCCUCAUCAUCCUUAUCCCAAGGAGCAAAGUUGAAGUCUGACUGAACCCUAGUGGCCCCUUGGAUCCCAAGAGACAGGGAAACCUCACCCAUUAUGGAGGGUUUGUUAGGGAGAGAUGUUUUGGGGUUGGAGGAUGGAAGGCUUGAGGGUUUGCUUUUAAAUGAACGACUAAAGAGUAGAAUGCAGACAGAGACUUAGCUUUGUGGUUCGUAUGGUGUCUUUUUAACUUGUUUUGAAGAGAGUUUUGCAGUUUGAGUGUUUUUAUUUUAGGGAGAUUGUUUUUACUCUGGGAAAGGAGAAAGAGCUGUCAGAUUUGCUGUGGCCCAAAAAAUGUCCAUCUGGACAACAAACCUUUUAUAGUGGAGUUAAGGAAAAAAAGUUUUUGGACAAGGAAAAGGCCAUAAAGGGAUCUCCCCCUUUUCUUUUUUUUUUUGAUUUGAGGAACAUGCAAGGUUGAAGGACAGUGGUAAAGGAGAACAAGUAAAAGCCAAGGUGCCCGGGUCCACUUUGAGGCUGGGAUAACUGGCCUAAAGUUUGAAUCCUCAGCCUGAGUUUGAGAUAGGUAUCUCCCUUCCCCAAAGCAGAACUUUUUCUCUCAGUAAAUUAGGAAACAGUUCACACUGACACUGCUGGAUUUACCCCAGUCGUGGCUCCCUAAAGAUGUAAGUAGGUAGCAUAGGAAAUCUCGGAAUAUUGUGGCCGGGGGCUUUUAAGAUAAAUGGAGUGCUAUUUCUCUAGACGUUUUUGCUCCAGAGAGCAUAGAAAGGAAAUUUGAGUCCAUUUUUCCCUGGAAAAUCCAUUUUUAAAUUCUGGGUAGGCCGGGAACUUCAGAAUGGGAAGUUUCUAAAUGAUUUGCUCCUGUCCACCUAGUCCAUUUCCUUGCUUUCCCCUCCCAUGUCCCCCUUCCUCUUCGAUCUUUAUCUGAUGUUGUGUCAUGGCAACAAAACCAUUUUCCAUCUUCACCCGCUGCUUUCCCAGGAAAUCAAUGCACUGAUUGUCUUAUCGGGCUUCCCCCUCCCAAGGACCUCUUUCUGCACUGGAAGCCCCCAGGCCUAGCUCUUCUGUCUGUUCUGUUACUGCUGUGUUUAGAUACAUUGGACAGAUCUUUGUGCCAGGCAGGUUUUCUUUUUUAAGAAAAAAAAAAAUCAAAGUAGACAAAAAAAACUAAUGAAGCUAUGUGUGUGUGCGUGUAUGUACGUGCAGCAUAAAAUACAGUAGCACCUACGGAGCUUGAAGAAUCUUGGUUCCUGUAAAACUGCAAAUUGAUGUGGUAUUAAUAAAAAGAACACAAUGUCUGUGAGAUGA